AUGAAUGAAAUUGAAAAUGGCGCGGGUUUUGUCACAUCCUGUUAUGUGUUGGUGAGUGCAUGGCCUCGACGCCAUGGAUUUGAUGAAAACGAAUUUGUGUGCACGUGGGAGGAAUAUGAGUUCCUAGACUUGUCAGAUGUGAAAGAAGCGGAACUGAGCAGUUUGCAGUGCGCGCUCUUCGAAAAAAAUCCAGAUACUACGUCCACCGUUACCACCGGUUGGACCAAUCCUGCUGUAGAUAUUUCAUCUUGUUCGUCAAGCACGGCGGGGCCACCGACCGUGUCGAGCAGCCUGGACAGUCUGUCGGGCGGCGAGUGCGAGAUGGCGCCCCACUCGCCGCAGCGGAGCGCCGGCGCUCCGCCUCAUGCGCCACCGCCCUACGUCCAACCCCCUACCUAUCCACCACCCCCUCAUCAAUGGCCAGUCGCACCACCUAACGUAUAUGUAAGCCAAGUCACGGCAAACGUUAACGUUCAUGGAUAUAUGGGUCAAUAUUAUCAACCACCUCAAGCACAGUAUGUUCCGCCACCACCUCAACAAGUAGAACGCAAUUCAAGAAACCACAGAAGAGAUAGACGCAGCAAACGACCCCCAUCACCUCCCCAGCCACAAGCAAAUCCGUAUUAUGUUCCAUAUUCUCAAUAUUACCCUGCCGCACAAGCACAAGGCGCGCCAUUGUACCAUCUCCCAAUGUACCAGCCCCUAGUGUAUGGACCAUAUGCAUAUCCCCCAUACUAUCCAGAAUACCCUAUACCAGUAGAGGCUGAUGCUGAUAAAGGACCAGAUGAAUAUCAACAAGAAGUUGUUAUGGAGCAAGAAGCAGUUGAUGCGUAUUAUGCAACAGCGCAUUACGCGCCGCCGUAUGGGCCCCCGGUAGAGGGCGCUGUGGAGUACAUGCCCCCAAUGUAUAUCCCACCACCUCACCAUCCGGCACCGAUGCCAAUCCCACAACAGCCCCCGCAUCAGUCGACACCUCAUCAGUUUAAUGUUCACGCCAAGAACUUUGUCGCAGGUCAAAAUCAUACCAAAUCUUACACACCUGAUAAAACUCAGGAACAGAAGCCUCCUGUAACAGCGACGACAUCUACAACAGUGAAUGCAGUUGAAGCACUGCCUGUAAAAGAUCUCAAAAUCAGCAAAGGACCAGGUAGUCCAAAACAAGAGGGAAUAGAUACUUCUGUGAAACCUGCUCCAGUCCCUGAAAAGACUUCACCGACCCUAAAAACAGAUCCUACUAAACCUGCUUGGACUCCAGAUAGUAAGACACCAGAAAGUAACCAAUCUCAAAAUGGAACAAAGACUUUUACUCCUGCCGUAGCACCAACGGUUCAAGCAGCUAGUGCUAAAGUGCCACCUGUAAUUGGAAAAACACCUAAAGGCCCUACUGCACCCUUUUCCACUGGAAAGCAACCACCUAAACCCCCUGUACCUACUGCCGUACCAGUUCAGCAAUCUGCUUCUACACCGAAAGCGCCGUUUGGUAAUCGACAAAAACGUGAAGGUAAUUCCAAUCGAUCUCCUUCAACCGACAUUGCCGAUACAGAAAAACCUGUACAAGUAGAGCAUGUCAAGCGCGAACCACCAUUGCCGCCAAGCAAAGCUCCUAUGCCUAUUUCUAUAACCUUGCACGCUCAAGGACCUCCAGUGAUAGUGACGAACAAAUCACCUUUUGGACACUCUAGAAAAGCAACGGUGGUUCCUGAACCUCCUCCAGCUCCUCAACCGCCACCACCGGCUCCAACAGCAUCAGAUUUUCCACCACCUCCCACUCCCAGAAUAAGGGGAGAACCAGUACCCGCCCCCGUUGUGCAACCACAGCCGCAACCGGCCCCAGGGAAGUCUUGGGCGAGUCUCUUCUCCAAUAAACCAAGUAGUAUGACAACUACGUCCCCUACAGUCCAGCCAGUCGAAGAACCGUCCAGUCCAACAACCCCCGCUCCGCCAGCAGCAACUAAUAUACAGAAACCAGUGGCAAAGGUUCCACCAUUUGAUGCUUCACCCUUACAAACUGUGGUGGAUAAAUCUUCAGCACCAAGAUCGCUGACAUCUUCUGCUCCAACAAUAUCUUAUUCCGAGAAGACCUCAGUGAAUGCUGUAAGCAAUGUCAGCACCCCAACUUUGCCUGCUAAGCCUGUAACAACACCCGCUUCCGAAGUACGUGAAGUGCCAAUACAGAAAGAGAACUCUCCAUCCGUACCAGUACAACCAUCACCAUUCAGUGAUGACCCUAAUUCUUACAGGAUGGGAGAAUUCCUGACUAAAUAUCAACUAGACCAUCGUCCAGUUUCACUCUUGCCUCGUGGUCUUACAAAUCGCUCAAACUACUGCUACGUGAAUGCGAUUUUACAGGCAUUGAUAGCUUGCCCUCCCUUCUACAACAUGCUGAAGGCCCUGCCGUACCAAACGCGACGUGGGAAGUCCAGUACACCCGUUAUUGACUCUAUGGUGGAAUUGUGCUACGAGUUCAGCCCUCUAGCCAGUGCAGCCAGGCGUGGGCGUAACGAAGCCGGGGCCUCCGGGCCAGCCCCAACUGUACCCGCGGGUCCUCCCCUGGACGGAUCUGCAGGCCUACGCGUGUUGAGAGCGCUCCGUCCCUUCCCUGGCAGCCAAGAGGGCAAGCAAGAGGAUGCUGAGGAGUUCCUCGGAUGCUUGCUUAAUUCAUUGAACGAUGAAAUGCUUGAGUUGAUAAAACUAGUGGAGCCUGAAGAACCAAAAGAUACAAAUGGGAAACCAAAUGGUAUUGUUCCACAAGAACAGCCUGUAGAAGAGGAUGAUGACGAUGAUGAAUGGAAGGUGAUGGGUCCCCGUAACCGUGGAGCGGUGGAACGUCGCUGGGCCGCUCGACGCACGCCCGUGGCGGACAUAUUCCGCGGCCGCACCCGCCUGCGGCUGCAUCGGGCCCCGCACCAUGACGUCACGGAUGCCGUGCAGCCGUUCUUUACACUGCAACUUGAUAUUGAACGUUCAACAACUGUCAAGGAUGCACUAGAACUUUUAGCUGGCAAAGACACUCUGGAAGGAGUCUCAGAUGCCUGGCAACAGCUGUCUUUGGAACAGUUACCUGUUGUGCUAUUAUUACAUCUGAAGUGCUUCCAGUUGGACUCUGAGGGUCACACUGCCAAGAUUGUUAAGAAUAUUGACUUCCCAAUUGACCUUAAAAUUGAUCCAAAGAUAAUGUCAUCGAAGCACUCAGGAAAGCAACGUCUCUACAAGCUAUUUGCUGUAGUCUAUCAUGAAGGCGUUGAGGCUGUUAAGGGGCAUUACCUUACUGACACUUUCCAUGGCCAAGCUGGUUGGAUCAGGUAUGACGAUUCAACAGUAACUCAAGUAACUGAUGCCCAAGUGUUGAAAGCUAAGCCUCCGAGAAUGCCAUAUUUGCUUAUGUAUCGUAGGCACGAUACGUUACUCCCUCAUCGUACUCCCGGAAAGCCAGAG
Brenthis ino (lesser marbled fritillary) is the source of this 3435-nucleotide messenger RNA. NCBI's taxonomy places the organism in Eukaryota, Metazoa, Arthropoda, Insecta, Lepidoptera, Nymphalidae. The record is from the annotation of a GenBank genome assembly.